This is a messenger RNA of Xiphias gladius (swordfish), 1121 nucleotides long. It is a transcript of the gene arl8, whose product is annotated as ADP-ribosylation factor-like 8. Lineage: Eukaryota; Metazoa; Chordata; Actinopteri; Istiophoriformes; Xiphiidae. The record is from RefSeq and is a predicted model, not a curated record. Gene Ontology annotation, cellular component: cytoplasm; trans-Golgi network. Gene Ontology annotation, molecular function: GTP binding; GTPase activity. Bases 426 to 842 code for a protein of 138 amino acids. Gene Ontology annotation, biological process: intracellular protein transport; vesicle-mediated transport; protein localization to Golgi membrane. The transcript is spliced from 4 exons.
UCAAUAGCCUGAGUUGCGUUUUUCACCGAACCACCGUCUGCAGCUAACGGACAGCAGAAGCCGUACGAGCGGAGUCAACAAGGAGCUGGUCUCAAACACCCUGUGUUUGUACGAUUUGUGGAGAAUUCAGCGACACUUUAAACGUUCGAUAAUAAGUCGCCACUUCUAUGUGACCUUACCCCAUUUUACCUUUGCAUUAGUUAGGGUUUAGAUAUUGCCGGGGCGCAUGGAGUUCGCUUUGAAAAGGUCGGUGAGGUGUUUUGCGGACAAGAGAUCAUCCGGCUAAUGUUAGCUAGCCGCAGCCAGCCACUGAUCGUACGGUGUGGACUUGAGAGUGGAGAGGCUCGGUGCUGCUGCCCACUCUGCUAACGGACGGACGGACGGACGGACGGACGGACUGACACAUACUGGUGCUAACCUAAACAAUGGGCCUCAUAUUCGCUAAACUGUGGAGCUUCUUCUGUAACCAAGAGCACAAGGUGAUAAUUGUUGGACUAGACAAUGCAGGGAAAACCACUAUACUCUACCAAUUUCUGAUGAACGAGGUGGUCCAUACGUCUCCCACCAUCGGAAGCAAUGUGGAAGAAAUAGUGGUGAAGAACACACACUUCCUGAUGUGGGAUAUAGGAGGGCAGGAGUCGCUCAGGUCUUCCUGGAACACCUACUACUCCAAUACAGAGAGCACAGACGGCAGCAGGGGCCGCCCAAGUCAGAGGUCACCCUUUCACAAAGGGGCCUGUCUGAAAAGCAAAGCUGAGGUCAGCCUCCGCAGUGCUUUGGAGAAAGGAGCGGGAGAGGAAGAACGAGAGUCAUGGCGGAGGCAGAUGUGUGGGACAUCUUAAAGAAAGCUCUCUACAGAACCAUUUGAAUUUAACUUUCCUGAUGCAACAUCUGCCAGACACAUUCUUUACUCCAGUUUCACAGGCAAAUGAUUCUACUCAUUCGUACCUGUUUCAUACACAAACCCUGUACAUGACAUGGGAUCUUCAGCAAGGGUUUAAACUAUAUUUGACCAUUCAUACCACACAACAUGUCACAUGUCAGUAUGGCCACAUCCAUUCACACAAGACUCUGCCAAAGAGCACCAUUAUGUUUCAACAAGAGGUGAAAGGAUUAAUAAA